AUGGAUGACAGCGAGAUUAACAAAGAGCUGAAGCAGAAGUUAAAUGUCUCCUCUUGUGAAGAAGAAAGAGUGGAAGCACCAGAGAGCCCUGAGGCCCAGAGCUGGACCCCAGAGAAAUCGGGCCAGGCCGCAGAGACAAAGUUCCCUUCGCCCCAGACCCCUCUUCAGAGCGGCCACGGUCAGGACGUGGAUGAGCUGAGUCCAUAUCAGAGGUGGAAGAUGCUGCGGGCAGGUCCUCCAGGAUGUCCUCAAACACCGGUCCCAGAGAAGAGAGGGUCACUGCGCUGGUUCAGCCCGCAGAUGCCAGACAAGACAGAGAGGACGUUUUCACAGCACAGCAGUCCACACAUGUCCACGAGAUGUGUCCUACGAAUAAUGGAAAUGACUUCUCGCUAUGAAAAGGAAUUCCUGCAGCUGGAGAGGAUUGGAAUUGGGGCAUUUGGAACAGUCUACAAAUGCAUUAAGAGAUUAGAUGGGUGUGUUUAUGCAGUCAAACACUUGAUUAGAUCUUUUGAUGACAUUAAAGAUGAGGACGUGGUGUUACGGGAAGUGUAUGCCCACGCGGUGCUCGGGCACCACCCGCACAUAGUGCGUUACUACUCCUCCUGGGUGGAGGACAAGCACAUGAUCAUCCAGAACGAGUACUGCAAUGGUGGGAACCUGCAGACUGCUGUGUGUCACACGAAGGUGGUCAACAGUCAUUUCCAAGAGUCCCACCUCAAGGACAUCCUUCUGCACAUUUCCUUGGGGCUGAAGUAUAUGCACAGCACUGACCUGGUGCACCUGGACAUCAAGCCCAGUAACAUCUUCAUUUGUUAUAACACCUCCUCUUCUGCCACCUCAGCAGAGCCUGGGUCUGAGGCUGAUUGGUUUCUCUCUGCCAAAGUGAUAUAUAAAAUUGGUGACCUGGGCCACGUGACAUUAAUAAGUAAACCUAAAGUGGAAGAGGGUGACAUUCGCUUUCUGGCUUCCGAAAUUUUACAAGAGGAUUUUAAGCACCUUCCGAAAGCAGACAUAUUUGCCUUGGGAUUAACAAUUGCAGUGGCUGCAGGAGCCGAGUCCUUACCUAGCAAUGGUGAUAAGUGGCAUCAUAUCCGCCAGGGGAACCUUCCAGACAUACCGCAGAUGCUCUCUGAGAGCUUUUACAGUCUGAUCCAGAGCAUGAUCCGCCCUUCUCCAGAGGACAGGCCUUCUGCGGCCACGCUGGUCAAAAAUCGGCUUCUGUGUCCCUCCCUGGGUAGGAUGGAAGAGCUCCAGCAGCAGCUGAACCUGGAAAAGUUCAAGACCACCCAACUGGAAAGGGAACUGCGAGAAGCCCAGCAGGCGUCCCCCAUGGGAGAGGCCCGCUCCCAUGGCCCCGAGGACGUGGGCACACCAUCGAGACCCAGAAGCACCAAACGCCUUGUAGGAGGGAAGAGCAGAAGGUCUUCGAGCUUCACCUGUGUGGAACCCUCAGGGGACAGUUUCAUGUCCUUGUGA
Messenger RNA from Elephantulus edwardii (Cape elephant shrew), 1479 nucleotides. RefSeq names its product WEE1 homolog 2 (S. pombe) (gene WEE2). The transcript has 9 exons. The record is from RefSeq and is a predicted model, not a curated record. Gene Ontology annotation, biological process: regulation of meiosis I; mitotic cell cycle; protein phosphorylation. NCBI's taxonomy places the organism in Eukaryota, Metazoa, Chordata, Mammalia, Macroscelidea, Macroscelididae. Gene Ontology annotation, molecular function: magnesium ion binding; non-membrane spanning protein tyrosine kinase activity; ATP binding. Gene Ontology annotation, cellular component: nucleus. Bases 1 to 1479 code for a protein of 492 amino acids.